GCCUCGCCCGGCGGUGAUUUGCGAGCGGUCCUUCAAGUCCCGCGCGGGUUGGCUCGCAUCCCUGCCACUCAACUUUUCAGCCUUGUGGCGCGCGGCUGGGCGGAGACCGGCGGGAGCGGGAGCUGCGGCGGCGGCGGCGGAAGUGGCCGGCGAGCCGGGUCCCCGCCGGCACCAUGCUUCCCUUGUCGCUGCUGAAGACGGCUCAGAAUCACCCCAUGCUGGUGGAGCUGAAGAACGGGGAGACAUACAACGGGCACCUGGUGAGCUGCGACAACUGGAUGAACAUCAACCUGCGCGAGGUCAUCUGCACGUCCAGGGACGGGGACAAGUUCUGGCGGAUGCCCGAGUGCUACAUCCGCGGCAGCACCAUCAAGUACCUGCGCAUCCCUGACGAGAUCAUCGACAUGGUCAAGGAGGAGGCGGUGGCCAAGGGCCGCGGCCGCGGGGGCCUGCAGCAGCAGAAGCAGCAGAAGGGCCGCGGAAUGGGGGGCGCCGGGCGAGGUGUGUUCGGCGGCCGGGGCCGAGGCGGGAUCCCGGGCACAGGCCGAGGCCAGCCGGAGAAGAAGCCGGGCCGGCAGGCAGGCAAGCAGUGAGGCCUGCUCUGUGGCUUGCGGUCUGUCCAGCGGAAGGCUGGCAGGCUGGGCAGCCACCGGCAGUGGCCCUCCUCCCUAGGUGGAGUCCCUUUCGUCUUACGCCUGCAGUUCUCCAGCUGGACAUGUCGUUAUUCGGGGUUUUGUGAAAUCACUGACCCCGCGGCUGAGGGAUUCUGGAAGAUUCUGUGUGUCUGAGGUGUCUUGAAGCCCUCGCCCAUACAAGGGUGUUUUCUGCACAGAGUUGUUCUGGACAGCUCAAGGCCGAGCACAGCCUGAGGUUUCCCUUGAAGCCGCUUGCACUGAGAUUGGGGUCGUCAGCAUGGCCUGAAACCACCCUUUGCCUCGGGCCUGCAGGGCAUGGCGGGGACUGCCUGCUUCCUCCUCUCUCUGUUACAAAAAUAAAAGUAACACAAGUGUGCCCCACA
Carlito syrichta (Philippine tarsier) is the source of this 1018-nucleotide messenger RNA. RefSeq names its product LSM4 homolog, U6 small nuclear RNA and mRNA degradation associated (gene LSM4). The transcript is spliced from 5 exons. Gene Ontology annotation, molecular function: U6 snRNA binding. Gene Ontology annotation, cellular component: U6 snRNP; P-body; spliceosomal tri-snRNP complex. Gene Ontology annotation, biological process: mRNA splicing, via spliceosome; spliceosomal snRNP assembly; P-body assembly. Bases 174 to 593 code for a protein of 139 amino acids. Lineage: Eukaryota; Metazoa; Chordata; Mammalia; Primates; Tarsiidae. The record is from RefSeq and is a predicted model, not a curated record.